Molecule: messenger RNA, 4989 nt
Organism: Onychostoma macrolepis
Lineage: Eukaryota; Metazoa; Chordata; Actinopteri; Cypriniformes; Cyprinidae
Gene: hmbox1b
Product: homeobox containing 1 b
Exons: 10
Coding region: 157-1545 (462 amino acids)
Biological process (GO): positive regulation of DNA-templated transcription
Cellular component (GO): nucleus
Molecular function (GO): double-stranded telomeric DNA binding
Source: RefSeq, a predicted model, not a curated record
GUCAGCGCGGCUGCUGUCAGUCAGACAAAGACAGUCAGUCAGUCAGUCAGGGCGAGUCUUCCUCACAACAUCACAUAAAAUAUCAUCUUCAUCGCCUGACAGAGCGCAUUAAAUGAUCUGCUGCGCUGAGAUUUUGUGUAUUUUCCUCAUUCCAGAAUGUCUCACUACACAGAUGAGCCACGCUUCACCAUCGAGCAGAUCGACCUGCUGCAGAGACUGCGGCGUACAGGUAUGACCAAACCCGAGAUCGUGCACGCGCUGGACACCCUGGAGCGACUCGACCGCGAGCACGGGGACAAAUUUGGCCGGCGUGGCCCGUCGGACUCCAAUGCCACCAACAGCACCACCUCCAGCACUACACCCACCUCAAAUAACACUAGCAACGCCACCGUGGCAACCUCCUCCACCACUUCCACAGCAACACAAACACAGUUCCAUGGUAAUUUAUCGCCGUCGCCCAGCAACAGUUACGCCACGUCUCCACCCACCGUCUUACCCUCACCGGUUUCUCUGGUCGCCAUGGCGCAGAAUGGGCGGGACGCUUUGGCGGCGACGCCUAAUGGGAAGCUGUCGCCAAACCGGUACCCAGUGAACAGUGCGGCGGCCGUGAGAUCGUAUGGGCUGGAGGGGUCAGAGGAGGACCUGGAUAUAGACGACAAGGUGGAGGAGCUCAUGAGGCGGGACAGCACCCUGGUGAAGGAAGAAAUCAAAGCCUUUCUGGGCAACAGACGCAUCUCACAGGCCGUGGUGGCUCAGGUCACAGGCAUCAGUCAGAGCAGAAUCUCUCACUGGCUCCUCCAGCAGGGCUCAGAUCUCAGCGAACAGAAGAAACGAGCUUUCUAUCGCUGGUACCAGCUGGAGAAGACUACGCCAGGUGCCACAUUAAAUAUGCGGCCCACCCCUGUAUCUCUGGAUGAGAUGGAGUGGCGUCAGACUCCGCCCCCCAUAAGCUCCGCCCCUGGAAGCUUCCGUCUGCGCAGAGGCAGUCGAUUCACCUGGAGGAAGGAAUGUCUUGCUGUGAUGGAGAGCUAUUUCAGUGAUAAUCAAUAUCCAGAUGAAGCCAAACGAGAGGAAAUCGCCAACGCCUGCAACGCUGUUAUUCAGAAACCAGGAAAGAAGCUGUCUGACUUGGAAAGAGUCACAUCAUUGAAAGUCUACAACUGGUUUGCCAACCGACGCAAAGAGAUCAAGAGGAGGGCCAAUAUUGGGUCUUUUUUCCAAGAAGCCACAAUCUUGGAGAGUCACGGGAUAGAUGUGCAGAGUCCCGGAGGACACUCCAACAGCGACGACGUCGACGCUAACGACUACAACGAGCAGGGUUGUGAUGUUACCUAUUUUGAAAAGAGAGGCGUGAACAGACCCUUUGGUUACUACCGUCUGGAGCCCACCUCACCAACACAGGAUGACGCCGGCAAUCACGCAGACCACCAGGACCCCAUCUCUCUCGCCGUGGAGAUGGCAGCUGUCAAUCACAGCAUCCUCGCCCUGUCCCGCCCAGGAGGCGUGGCCAGUGAAAUCAAGACAGAGUCACUGGAUGAUGACUGAGGAAGACCGCUGGACCAAGAGGAUCAAUGAGUGCGUGUGUGGACGUCUGCAGACGUGUUCAUGGAGCAAUGACCAAAUCAGCGCUCUGUCUCAAGCUUUUAGAAUCCAAUAUCGCCUGCCAUCGACACUCCUGCUGAACCACUAAACACACCCAGAGUCAACGACACACACUCUUGACAGGAACUGAUAAGUGGAAGGUCGUUCCACGAUGUUCGGCCAUCACCUGCGGCUCUUAUUUAAGCCUCCCGAACCCUUGCUGACCCAAACCUCGUACCUCAUUCCAGUAACUUGUAUGUUUGGUGUGCUUCCUGUCUGUGUGCUCCAGUGACCCUCAUUCCCACGUUCUCACAGAUAAGCUAAAGGCAGAUGGUUUAGGAGAGAGGCGAGUCUCAGAAAAUUUUCUGCUCUGGAUCCAUGAUCUCCUCCAUUCCCACUACAGAUGCUCUCAGUUAACAGGUUUAAUGUUUCUACUUUACUUUUGUAAGGGAUUUCAUCAAACAGCAAUUGGGUGAAUCUCAUGAAAACUGUCAAGAACACAUUUUACCACAAAAUGAAAGGGAAAUUAAUAUAUUUUGCAUAAAAUAAAUAUUUUAGACUUUUUUGCUGAUUUUAAAGCACAUUUUCCUCUCCAAAAAUGCUGAAAAUAUAUAUUUAGUCUUAUAAUUACUGUAUGCCGACUUAAAAUAAUAAUUAAAAAAAAUAUUAACCCAUAAGAACCCAGACCAAUUUCUACUUAUAGGAAAACUAUGGGGCAUAUAAAACAGACCAAAUGGACCACUUAUAACAUGUUUCUGCAAUUGUUUUUAAAAUACAACCCCUCCUUAUGAAACAUCUGUAAUCUUACAUUGGGCGUUUAUUCCUCAAUUGGCAAAAAAAUGUUAUUUGUUUAUUUGCUUUUCCACAACAUAUUUCAAAACCACAUAACUGUGACCAUUCAAUUUUACAACAACUCUUUUGUAACAUAUCAAAAUUCUAUCUUUUCAGGUAUAUGGUUUAACCAGAAAUUAAUUUUUAGAUUUUUUUUUUUUUUUCCACACAAUUUGAAAAUGUGCAAACUGAAUAAAAAUAAAUAACUACCUCACACUGGAGGUCAACAUGUUAAACAUGCGUGUAGAUUUGUUAAAAUAUGCUUUGAAAUGAGCAGCAGGAUAGAUAUAGAUAUAUAUAUAUAUAUUUAACACUAAAAUAAUUGAAUCAGCUAAAUUAAUUGAGCAGCUCAUUACCAUUUUUCUUAAUGUAACAAAUACGUCACAUCAAAAUUCCACCUAUUUUUAUAAGGUUAAGAGCCCCAUGUGACAUGUCACCACAAUAUCUUUGUAACUUGUUUUAUAUCAAUUUGCUCAAGAAAUGUAUUAAAAUCAGGUUAAGAGUAAUAUGUUAUUAACACAUUAGAAUUGUCGCAUGGGUUGAAACAUACCUUUAGUAACAAAAACAAGCGUUUUAAAAAUGACUGACACUGCAACAUGUGCUAACCAGACAGGACACCAUUUUGGAAAUGUUGCCAUGGCAACAAAACAAAUGCACACAUUGUCACAUGACUGAACCUGGGUGUUCAUUAUAUGUCACUUAGGGACUUCCUGAGUUGAAAGUGAGGGAUAAUGCUUUAAAAAGUCCUUUUCAGAUAGUCACAAGUGUUUGUGACACCCGUGUCACCGUGGGUUCUUAUGGGUUUUAAGACAAUAUUUUGGAGGGAAAAUGUGCAUAAUUGCUACGAUGCCAUGAAAAACAUCUUCAAAAUGCAAAAUAUAAUUUCAUAUUUUCCUUUUGGUUUGUGGAUGAAAUUUAACCUGGCUAUAUAGUGAGAUUUAUCCAAUUGCAUUAUACUGUAUUUUGAUUUGAAUCAUGUUCAAAUGCAGAGGGGGGAUUAAUUAUAGUUGUAGUGAAACUUGAAAGAUGUGGUUACAUAACCGCCAAAGCGCAAGUUAUUCUGCGCAAAAGCUCAAGUCUCCUGGACUCUAAAUGAACCUGCCAAGAGAGACUUCAGUCGGCAGACAGCUAGCUUUCUUUAAUUUUAAACCGUUAAGUGUCCAGCAUUACCCAAAGUGAAUUUGUAUUAAAGCGCUAUUCUUAUGUUUGUAUUUAUUUAGCUUAUGUUUUAUUUACAUGCAAAGAUAUCACACAAAGUGUCAAGACUGAAGCAUUUGCUCUCAUCGUGUUUAGAAUUAAAUACGUCAACGUGAAAUAUCAUUCCACAAAAAUUUUGGCUCAAGUUGCCAGCAGUCAGAAUUAUACCGUGCAAACUCCUACGAAGCUUUAUUAUUAUUAUUAUUAUUAUUGUGAAAUGACAUCAGAAUUUCACAGUGUUAAUUGUUCACGAAAGACUGACUGAUAAAUGUUUGUUCUGCUGCCACAGAGCUUCGAGAGUCUGAACUCUCAUCUAACAUAAGCUUGGUUCCAAAAUGUAGCUUUUUUUUUUUAAUUAAAAAAAGGUUCUAAAAGAACUUUAUUCUCUCGCUGGGCUUCAUUCAUUGAAACAAGCAGAACGAAUGAUUCGUAGAGCCAUUCUUACAUUAAUGAUCACAAACUCAAUGCAACACUUACAUAAAGUGACAAAAUACAUUAGAAUGGAUUUACAAACAGCUAAAAGAAAUCGGUUCUGUCCGUGUCGUGAAUGAAGCCCAGUUUUUUUUUUUAUGUAUCCUUCCUCUAUCUUCCUGUGUACAAUUGAUAUUUAUGAAAUGACAAUUUUUGUUUAAUAAUAAUUCAAGAUUCUUUAUAAUUUGAUUGUUUUACGUUCAGAGCAGUCUCCUGAAGCGUGUCUGAUUCAGAUCAAGCACCCCCUUCACUCAAGAAACUCGCUACUUUGUCACAUUUUUUGUACUAGAAGAUUGUUACAUUUAAACAUUGCAGCGAUACACAUUAAAAAAAGGUCAUUUUCUAAUGCUGUAAAUGUUCAAAUGUCCACGUAUGUGUGUCAUUACAGCCUCUUUGUACACAUGACUCAACGUGCCAAACUGCAGUAUGACGUCGAGUAUUGACAUUUACACGAUCUCAAAGCGACAUACAGAUUCUACGAAUGACUCGUUUUGUUGUCUCAAGUGUUCGAUUCCAGAGCAACGAACGGUUUUAUUCUGUAACGUAACCCUGCUGGUUCAAAGGGGGUGCUUUCCAUUUAGUUCCUCAGAGUGCAUUUUCAUACGUCUAUAAACAAAAAAAAUCUAUAGGCUUAUAAAAGCAACUGUAUAAAUAAACAGAAGACAGUAACUAUGAAUUUAAAGAUUGUUUGAAUCAAAUAAUUCUAUGAUUUCAAAGCAUUCUGUUGUGAAUCAUCUGUAUCUCCCAUUUAAGAAUUUAGUGCCUUUUUUGGACAGUAGACUGUUCUGUAAGUAUACUAUAGUAUAUAUGAACUUUUUGUACAGUUUCUUUGUUUAAAAUGACUUUUUUUAAAACUUGUGUUUAUUUUAGUACUUUAUCUUCUGGAAAAUAAAGGUAUAUUGACGAUCA